This is a messenger RNA of Clupea harengus (Atlantic herring), 2313 nucleotides long. RefSeq names its product protein mono-ADP-ribosyltransferase PARP4-like. The coding region runs from base 346 to 2307 and encodes 653 amino acids. Gene Ontology annotation, cellular component: cytoplasm. The record is from RefSeq and is a predicted model, not a curated record. Lineage: Eukaryota; Metazoa; Chordata; Actinopteri; Clupeiformes; Clupeidae. Gene Ontology annotation, molecular function: NAD+ poly-ADP-ribosyltransferase activity. The transcript has 7 exons.
AAUUCAGUCAGUGGUGCCGCCUCUACUCUUGCCCCUGCUCCUACUGUUACCCCUGCUCCUACUCUUGUCCCUGUCUGUGCCCCUUUCCCUCCCCUCGCCAUUGCCCAUGCCUCUCCCCGUACUCUGUCCCAUACUCUCCCUAUCAUUGGUUCUGCCCGUGCUUCUCCUGGCCGUGCUCCUGCCUCUGAUUCUGCUCCUGCCGGUGCUCCUGCUCCUCCUCCUUCUGCAACCUUCUCUGGUCCUACCCCAGACCCUCCUCCUCCUGACGUGUUUCGUGCUCGGCGCUCUAGUGGUUUCGGUUUUGGAGGUGCCAAACAUGGACUUUUUCAGCAUGGACUUUUUUCCAUGCCUCCUCCUCCUCCUCCUAAAUCAUCUCUGCACCUCUCUGCUCCUCCUCCUCGUCCUCAAACCUCUCUGCACCUCUCUGCUGCUCCUCCUCAGGAGUGUGACUAUGCAGGUUUCUCAGGAAAUUCUUCUUUGGACUGUCUCUCUGCUCCCUCAGAUAUCAUCUCUGCCCCUUCUCCUCCUCCUUCUCCUCCUCCCCUUGUCUAUGUGGCUGCUACUCCUGCCGUUGCACGGAAGUCCAGAAAAGCACCUGUGCCGAAAAAGGCUUUCCACGACUUGAUGGAGGAGUGUUCUCACAGCCGGUCCAUGGCAGAAGACGGCGCACCUCUCAGCAUGAUUCAUCAUGUCAUCGAACAUGAGAAGAAAGCGAAAAAGGGGAUGCCACGGAAGGGCGGCGGCUUGGGAGAGACUUGGGAGAGACUGGCAUGUCUUCAGAGCCCAGCCUUGGAUGAAUGUAACUACCGUUCUAUGGCCCUUCCAGGGUGUUCGACGGAUGACUCCCUUGUGGAUUCUAUCUUUGGGUUCCUAGGUGCCCCCUGCGUAGAAAGUGAAGAAGUGUAUGAUGACUUUUCUUCAAUGUUCGUUCCGGAAGACCCAAGUCUUGAGAGGUGUGCUCCUCUCCUCGAGGAGUCCUCCGUCUGGAAGAUGGCAGGAAAAUCAUUAGUACUGGGGCAUGGAAGUCCUGUAGCAAAUUCAGUCAGUGGUGCCGCCUCUACUCUUGCCCCUGCUCCUACUGUUACCCCUGCUCCUACUCUUGUCCCUGUCUGUGCCCCUUUCCCUCCCCUCGCCAUUGCCCAUGCCUCUCCCCGUACUCUGUCCCAUACUCUCCCUAUCAUUGGUUCUGCCCGUGCUUCUCCUCCUGGCUGUGCUCCUGCCUCUGAUUCUGCUCCUGCCGGUGCUCCUGCUCCUCCUCCUUCUGCAACCUUCUCUGGUCCUACCCCAGACCCUCCCCCUCCUGACGUGUUUCGUGCUCGGCGCUCUAGUGGUUUCGGUUUUGGAGGUGCCAAACAUGGACUUUUUCAGCAUGGACUUUUUUCCAUGCCUCCUCCUCCUCCUCCUAAAUCCUCUCGGCACCGCUCUACUCCUUUUUUGGGCUUCCUCCGGUCAAGCCACUCCAGACAUGCUGCUCCUCCUCCUCGUCCUCAAACCUCUCUGCACCUCUCUGCUGCUCCUCCUCAGGAGUGUGACUAUGCAGGUUUCUCAGGAAAUUCUUCUUUGGACUGUCUCUCUGCUCCCUCAGAUAUCAUCUCUGCCCCUUCUCCUCCUCCUUCUCCUCCUCCCCUUGUCUAUGUGGCUGCUACUCCUGCCGUUGCACGGAAGUCCAGAAAAGCACCUGUGCCGAAAAAGGCUUUCCACGACUUGAUGGAGGAGUGUUCUCACAGCCGGUCCAUGGCAGAAGACGGCGCACCUCUCAGCAUGAUUCAUCAUGUCAUCGAACAUGAGAAGAAAGCAAAAAAGGGGAUGCCACGGAAGGGCAGCGGCUUGGGAGAGACUUGGGAGAGACUGGCAUGUCUUCAGAGCCCAGAGGGAUACUGGGAAUGCACUGAGGCAGUGGGAUAUCUCCUCGAUGUGGAUUUGAACUUCUUUGCCGGAGUUUUCCUGAAGGAAAAGGGCAUCGCGUCUCUUGGACCCAAGGCCCACGCUGACAUCCUGAGGCUGGUGUCCACCCUGCUGAUCCUGCAGCUGGUGCGAGUGAAGAAGCUGGUCAAGGGAGAGCUGCUGCAGUCACUGUUCCGCCUCAGAGAACCUCCUCAACACAGCUGUCCAGAGUGGGCGGCCCUGAAGCGAGCGGUGGACUGGGUGUGCUGGGCAGACAGGCAGUACCCGUGUGUGUGCAGCCGGCUGGAGUUCGGCCGCGACUGGGAGUCGUCCACCCGACAGCUCCUGGGCUUUGACCGCCCGCACCCCCUCUCCCCCCUGACCCCCCUGCUGGAGAGAAACCGCCUCAUACUGGCUUGCUAGACACAG